Monodelphis domestica (gray short-tailed opossum) is the source of this 1926-nucleotide messenger RNA. NCBI's taxonomy places the organism in Eukaryota, Metazoa, Chordata, Mammalia, Didelphimorphia, Didelphidae. The record is from RefSeq and is a predicted model, not a curated record.
CCUCCCUCUUCCUAAAGGGGCAGGGCCUCACGUGCCAGCUUCUGUGAUCCAGUGCCCGUUGAGUCCAGAGGCAGGGAGAAGAGCAAAACGGUAGUGACGUCACUGGACCAGCGCCUUAGCGCGCCCUGCCGGGGCUAGCUUCCCGAAUAGAGCUGAUAAAAAGGGGCAAAAGGAGCUGGGGAGGCUGAGAAGAAGGUGGUGAAGGAAUUAGGCCUCUAUCAGGUCACCUCUCUUCUCAAGACCUCACAGUCAUGCCGCUCCCAGCCGCUCUCCAGACCCGCCUGGCCAAGCGAGGGCUCCUCAAACUGGUGGAACCUGAGCCAGAGGAAGAAAUUAUUGCCGAGAACUAUGACGACGAUCCCGUGGACUACGAGGCCACUCGCCUCGAAGGCCUUCCUCCCAACUGGUACAAAGUCUUCGACCCGGUGUGCGGCCUUCCCUACUACUGGAACGUGGAGACCGACCUCGUGUCCUGGCUCAAUCCCCACGAUCCCAGCUCGGUCAUCACCAAGGCGGCUAAGAAACUCAAGAGCAACUUGGAGCCGGAAGACAAGAUGGACUGCGGCCACGAGAAGCCUGACCGAGGCUACGAGAGGCCCGAGCGUGGCUAUGAGAAGCUGGACCGUGGCUACGACAAGCCGACUGACCGAGGAGGAGGCUAUGACAAGGCCGACCACAGGUAUGAGAAGGCUGAGCGGGGCUAUGAGAAGCUGGAGCGGGAGGAAGCCAAAGAGAGACGCUACCAUCGCCGGGAGGAGCUGGCCCCCUACCCUAAGAGCAAGAAGGCCAGCCGCAAGGAUGAAGAAUUGGAUCCCAUGGACCCCAGCACCUAUUCGGAUGCUCCCCGGGGCACCUGGUCAACAGGGCUCCCCAAGAAGAACGAAGCAAAGACUGGCGCAGACACCACAGCAGCUGGACCCCUGUUCCAACAGCGACCAUACCCUUCCCCGGGAGCAGUCCUCCGGGCCAACGCGGAGGCUUCCAGGGCCAAGCAGCAGGAUUGAGCCAGCAGGCCAACAUUAACUUCCUUGGGAUCCACCAUCUUUGUGUUCGUAAUAAAUAAAACUUUUGGAGGGAGGGACAGAAGAAGGGUGCUGGGAGGUGGGGUAGAGAGAGAUGUUAAAAAAAAAAAAAGACUUCCAACUGCAGUUAUAGCAGCACCAGCCUGAUCUGUUUAAAGGGAUAAUAAUACUUCCACCAAAAUGAGAGGUGGGACAAAAUACUAUUAUCGAUUUUUUUUUUAGACAAGUUAAGUGGAUAUAAACUAUUCCGUGCUGGAGGUAACACAAUUUUCAUAGCUUUCAAGGGUGACUUUAAAAAUAUUACAGAAGGGAAUCCUAAUCUUUAAAAAUGAAAGGAAUUAUAGACAUCACGUUUCGGUUUCAUAGCAAAGGACUUCUUGGACCAAAACUCCUGGAGAGAAGCAACACAUUUCUUUAACGCAGAAGAGAAAAACCCAUCACAAACUCAAACUUUGCCCUUUUUUAUUGUUAUGUCCCUUUUCUGCAAUAUAUACUGGCUUAGAAGUACUUGUGAACAAAUGCAUGUGGCCCAUAUUUUUAAUUUUUGAGAAAACCUGAAUGAAACAAAAACCAAAUAGUAUUUUGUAAUCUGGUUCUAAGAUUGAACCCAAUCUUUGUAAACUCAAAAGUUAUGGGUCAGAUUAUUUGCUUUAUAGUUAUUUUAAAAGCACCAUAUUUGAGUAGGGUUUUUAUUUUCCAAAGAACUUUCAUUCAGUGGUCCCUCUAGUUGUCAGUGCUCUCUUUUCACAUAAUCAAAUAUUAUUGUAAACUUAUCCUGUUUUCCUUUUGAAUCACCCAGUAGAAUUUAAGGUUCUUGAGGGCAGGAACUAUUUUUUCUGUAUAUUCUCAGUUUCUAACCUAGUGCCUUAAACUUAGACAUAUAAUAAAUGUUUGUUGAAUGUAA